Molecule: messenger RNA, 1764 nt
Organism: Cadophora gregata
Lineage: Eukaryota; Fungi; Ascomycota; Leotiomycetes; Helotiales; Ploettnerulaceae
Exons: 2
Coding region: 726-1685 (319 amino acids)
Molecular function (GO): hydrolase activity, acting on ester bonds
Source: RefSeq, a predicted model, not a curated record
AUCGAAAUCAGCCUGAACGGAAAUCCCCAAAUUCCAUCAAAGCAUCAACACAGAAGCCGUCCCGUCGGGUCCAUAUUUCCUGUCUCUAAGUCCUCUUCCAUUCGUUAAUUCCGCUCCUCCCCUGAAGCUAUUCCCGGCUCAGCCAUUUCUUAACCCGGACACCAUCUCAUUAAGCUUCGCUCGGGUGCUGCCCCUCAUCUGGAUAGCUUCACUGGAAUCAUUACUAUUCGUCCAAUGCCAUGCAGAAUUGUCUAGUGGCAUCUCGGUCGUGUACCUUAAUCAAGGAUCUGGUGGCGGGGUCACAGUCUGCAAGGAUGAGCUCCUCUGAUCCGGUACGCAAGGGGGCUUUCUGCGGAGUAUGAUGCUCCGGAUAAACAUUGCGGAAUGGUGAUUUUCAUUUAUCGUGCUGUCAUACCUCUUCAAAGAAUUUUGAUAUAUUGUAGGUGUCUGCUCUCAUAUUUCCGUCUGGUUGUCCACUGCCCAAUUGCUCAUUCCGAAGCUUUUUGUUUCAAUCCGCCCCUCCCACAAACUCGGGAGGACUCAAUGAUGCAAUUCCUAGCUUUAAGUCUUCUUGCUGCGAGUGCGGUUGUUUCUGCCGCUCCCGAAAACAACAACCAUGGGGGAGGUUCCAAGUCCCAUUCUUGGAUAAGAUACUUUGACAAUCUGGUAGCUUUCGGGGACAGGUGAGUACCGAAUGCAACGAAAAGCACGAACUCAAUUGAUCCAUGUACAGCUACACAGAUGAAAGUCGAUUGGGCUAUUUCAUCAACAACAAUGGCACAGCACCUCCACCAGGGCUCUUACUCCCCCCGAGCACAUCGACACCCGGCGGAGGCAUCACGUGGGAUCGCUGGGUAUCCAAUUACACAGGAGCAAAGCUGUACAACUAUGCCGUGUCUGGAGCAGUCUGCGACAACAACAUCAUAUUCCGAUAUCUCGCUUCGAUAUUUGGGCCGUUUCCUGAUGUUGUGUACGAGGUUGAUGCGUUCAUUGCGGACACGAAGUUCGUCAAUGCCACCACUAAGAAGAAUACGCUGUAUCCGAACCGAUAUGAGGAUAAUACUGUCUACUCGAUGUGGAUCGGAACAAACGACCUUGGAAAUGGGGCUUUCUUGACAGACAGUAGCUUGCAGGGAACGACUAUCCCAGAUUAUGUUGACUGCAUUUUCGACCGAUUCGAUGAGAUCUACAAGAAUGGAGGGAGGUACUUUGUCUUAAUGAACACUGCUCCGCUUGAGCUGUCGCCUUUGUAUGGUUUACCUGGAAAGGGAGGUUUGGCAGCUAGCCAUUACUGGCCUGACAAGCCAGCAAACAUCACUGAAGUGAGCUACAAAAUGAAGGAGUACACCAACCUCGUCAACUCCAUCUUCGACUACCGCGCAGCCUUCGAAAUCAAAAUCGCGAAACGGUACCCAGGCGCCUCCAUCGCAGUCUUCGAUGUCCACAGACUUAUGACGGAUAUCUACAACAACCCAAAGAAAUACCUGUCUUCGCCUGCCAACGUCGAAGGCCAGUAUUAUCUAUGCGAUGUUGCGACGGGAUCGAAGUGCACCACGAGCAGUCUGAGCCUGGACCACUUCAUGUGGUAUGACGAGUUGCAUCCGAGUGAGCGGACGGAUCAGGUUAUCGCGAAGGAGUUUGAGAAAGUUGUAAAGGGAAAGAGUAGUUAUGCUACGUAUUGGUAAAUCCGUCUGGAUAUUUGGAUUCGUAUAUAAUAAUUUAUCUGGCAUCUAAGUUUUGUGUUUGUUUGUUGUUAGUUCUCCG